This is a messenger RNA of Spirodela intermedia, 813 nucleotides long. The record is from the annotation of a GenBank genome assembly. Lineage: Eukaryota; Viridiplantae; Streptophyta; Magnoliopsida; Alismatales; Araceae.
AUGCAAGAGGCAGGGGUUGAGUACUUUCGUACUCUCUUAACCUCUCAGCCGAUUGAGAUUUCUGAUGAUAUGCUCACUUCAAUCCCAUCAUUAAUCACUCACCAUGAGAGCUCUCUCAUGACGGUCAUACCUACGGGAGAAGAGAUCAAGGAAGUAGUUUUCUCUAUGAGCAGACAUCGUGCACCUGGGCCCGAUGGUUUCCCAGCUGAUUUUUACGUUUCAUGUUGGGAUAUCAUUGGCAUUGAUCUCAUCUAGGCUAUCAAGGAAAUCUUUCGUCGUAAAGUCUUUACACGAAGUUGGAAGGCCACCUUCCUUGCACUUAUACCGAAGGUGACUACCCCAACUUCAUUUAGAGACUUUCGACCUAUCAGUUUAUGUAACGUGUGUUAUAAAGUUGUAUCUAAGAUCGUUACACGUAGAUUGAGUAGUUUCCUUGAUAAACUUAUAUCUCUAGAGCAAUGCGGAUUUGUCAAGGGACAGUACAUUCAUGAUAACAUCAUGCUAGUACAUGAACUAGCACAGUCCCUUGGCCAUGACUGUCGAGGCUCUAACAUCAUCAUCAAAUUAGACAUAGAGAAGGCCUUUGAUAGGAUAGAGUGGAGUUUCCUCAUUAAGGUUCUUAGAUGCUUUGGGUUCACCGACGAUUUCAUUGACUUAGUCGAUGCAUGUGUUAGGGAGAAUCAUUUCUCUUUAUUGGUGAAUGGUAACUCUACACCAUUCUUCACGGCCACGAGAGGUCUACGACAGGGCGAUCCACUAUCACCCACCCUCUUCAUCUUGGUCGAAGAAGUCCUCAGUCGAUCCCUCACCUGA